AUCCUCCCCAAGGAAAAGAGAGGGUUGCUAAAACUAGCCGACAAAAUGAGAGAAAAUCCUCAUCUCUUGUCUCGCAAGAAUAUGCUGAAUAUGGAGUAUAAGACGAUUUCCAUCUCACAGGUUCCGAAGUUUACGCUCUCUUAUUGUUUUCAACCAAUGAAGAUAAUGAAAGAGUUGGGGCUAACAUCUUUCAUGGAUUCUGAAGAUAACCUUAUGGGUAUGGUGGAGGGAAUGUCACUGUUUGUCUCAAGAAUCACACAACAUAGCCGAAUGGAAUGCAAUGAGACAGGUACAAAAGUGGUGAGUGUUACCGAUGAAUCAGACGAGGAAUUAGGCUUUUGCUUGUACGAUACACCGCCGCCACCAAUAAAAUUUAUAGCCGACCAUCGAUCUCUUCAUGUUUGUCAUUAAAGAAGAUGUGUCUGACACCAUACUAUAUUUCUUGGUGCAAUAUAUAAUCCUCUAGAGGGAUUAAGCUAUUCUUGUUACGGAGUAAUUUUUAACAAAACCGUAUAGCA
Molecule: messenger RNA, 518 nt
Organism: Cuscuta epithymum
Lineage: Eukaryota; Viridiplantae; Streptophyta; Magnoliopsida; Solanales; Convolvulaceae
Source: the annotation of a GenBank genome assembly